AAACAAUAUAUUUUACAAGUCAGAAGAUACCUAUGAGAUUUUUUGAAAGUAUCGUGUAUUAUUUUAAUUUAAUUCCAAGAAUCGUGGACAAUUAGGUCAAAGGUUGAAAAUUGGAAUAUCCAGUUAAUCAUGCACAAACGAUUGUCUUGUAUGACGUAUACUCGCUCACAGACUUCACAGAGAAUUUGUGGUAGUCGAUCUUGUUCGUUCUGAGUACGGAUCGAGAGAUUUGUACGCAUGAAAAUGGCGGUUCAUCUUAAAAAGAGGGCUUGUGAAGAAUUCAGCCAUGUUAUCCAAAGCGACCUUAGCACACCAAAACGGCUACGUCUAAUUAAAAAAAGUUCAAAUUCAACAGAAAAACAGACAAUUGUAAAAGUCAAAGAUUCUGACAGCUCAAAAGAAAAACUUCAAUCCCUGAUUCAGUUCUCAAAAAAGCUUCCAAUACCUCCUAAUCAGGUACGGCAGAAUGUUCUCGAGCUACUAAAACUGUUUGCAAAUGAGAAAGAUUCAUCUGUUCGAACAAAGAUUGCUUGGUUAAUAGGGAAUUUGUGUCAAACAGCAAGAUUUAAUGCUCUGAUCACACUGAAAAGUAUUAUUUCACUCCUUAAAUCUGAAAAAUCGAGCCAAGUAUUGUCACAACUUUGGUCCGUUCUCACUAAUUGCGCUAAAAUUCUCCCGAAUGAACGAGAACUACAUGAAACCCUUGUUGAACUUGCUUGCAAAACAUUGCUUAGCAAAAACCAUAAAGUUCGAAGCGAGUGUCUUAUACUGAUUGGUAACCUCGGAAAAAUUGAGAAAUCGACUGAACCAUGUAGUAGUAAAAGCAAUAAAGUGAACAUACAAACACUUCUUGGAGAUUUCUUUGGAGAUCAAGAACCAAGAGUACGAUGUAGUGCAUUACAAGCAAUGAUAUUGCUCCAUCAAAGAAGACAAAACUUAGAACUUCAUGUGUAUAAUCAAGCUUGCUCAGCUCUUUCUGAUGACUAUGAAGCUGUGAGAGUUGCUGCUUUAAAACUUGUCUGGAUAAUGAGCAACAUAUACCCAGAAAGUGAGGUAUCUGUUUCAAUGUCAGAUGAAAAACUACGACUUGUAGAUGAUGCUUUUGUAAAACUGUGUGACAUGGUGAAUGACAGUUCAUAUAAAGUCAGAGCGGCUGCUGCUGGACUUCUAGGUUCCAUGCACCUAGUUAGUAAUUCAUUUCUUUUUCAAACUCUGGACAAAAAAUUGAUGUCGGAUUUAAAAAAGAAAAAAUCACUAAACGAAAAAGCAAAAGAGGCAUAUGUGGGUGAAUUCUCUUCUGGUGCUAAAUGGGCGGAUGACGCUCCCAAAGAAGUAGAUACGGAAGCUAACCAGCUUAUAAUUGGAGGAGCUUGUGGUGCCUUUGUUCACAGCCUCGAAGACGAAAUGUUAGAAGUACGAACUGCUGCUGUUGAUUCUCUUACAGAGCUUGCAUGUCAUCGUAUCAAUUCAAAAUUUCCUCAAGCAGCUUUGGAUUUUCUUGUUGAUUGUCUUAAUGAUGAAAUUGAAGCCGUAAGAUUGAAUGCAGUCAAUUCUUUACAUAAGAUCAUGCAGAAUGUUGCUCUUCUUGAAGACCAAUUGGAAAACGUAUUAGCGGGAAUGGAAGAUUUCUGUGUUGAAAUAAGAGAAGGAAUACAUUUACUGCUAAGUAAUUGUACCUUGACAUCAAAAUUCUGUCUUAAUGAUACAAUUAUGAAGUUGCUCAAAAAUCUCAAUAAAUAUCCACAGGACCGAAUGUCUAUCUGGAAAGCUUAUAAACACAUAGGAAAGCAUCAUAGCCAAUUGGUGUAUUUGCUUGUUCCGCAUUUACUAUCAUGCCAUCCUUACUUUGAUAUGCCUGAACCAAAGAUGGACGACCCAGGUUAUAUUGGCGUUCUUAUUCUUGUUUUUAAUGCAGCGGAAUUAUGUCCAAAAAUGACGCAAAUAUUCCCAGAGCAUGUUGUAAGGCAUUAUCAGUAUCUUCGUGACAGUAUACCUGAUUUAGUACCGCAAGAAAUUAAACUAACGACUUUUGCAAAUGGAGAUGAAUCGUGUAUGAAUUCCCCACCUCGACGGUCUGAAGGUGCAUCAGAUCCUGCAGAAUUUUUAAACAAAGCACUACAACGUGUUAAAAAUCUACAACUUCAUGACAGCAGGACACAAAAAAGCCUUCUCACUUGUACCAUCAAUGAUUUGAAACACAUUUCUAACAUUGCGCCAAAGCUUUCAUCGACUGCUACCAGCUCAGCAAAUUUUUUGCAAGCCCAACUACUUCUAUCAGAAAUAGUUGAUACCAGGGCGUGGUCUGGAUCUGCAUUGGCUUGCACUCAACAUUUAGAAUCCACAAGACCGGCUGCUAGAAAAAUUGAGAGACUAACACAAGAACUAGAGCAUUUGUUUCUUGGUCUGAGUACGGACGAAAUUGCUCUUCUCAGGCAGAUGUGCCUGAAAGCACAAUCAUUGGAGUUCCUAAUGGAUAUGCAGAACCUAAUGAAUCAAAAAGAUGUGUCAACGUCUUCUCUUUCAUUGAGAUGCCAGAAAUUCUUUAACACUAUAAAAGAUGUUCAUCAGUAUUUGGAAACGCACAAUCAUAUACCUGAUUCAUUUUCAAAAACACUUUUCAACGAAGUGUUAAAGUUGGAUCCAACGAAAAAAUAUUCAUUAGUUAUUAAGUUGCUUCAACCAUUGUUAUUGCAUUACAGUGUAUCUAAUGUCACUUUCUCCAACAAAGUUCGGGAGUCAAAGGUCGUAGUUCAUACUCCUCUUUCUCGGACAGAUUCCAGUAUAUCCUUUUCAGCAGGAUUAACUACUGCUCUAGAUGUGGAUGCUACUUCAACAAAUAUCCCAAACCCAUUGCGUGAUGUGAGAAUACAGAUUAAAUAUCCAGAUUCAACUGUUCAAAUGGUUCUGUUAAAACCACAGGAUAUCAAACAAAUAUCUGCAAUGGAGCAUCGAAUAAUUACUAAGGUGUUUAUCAGCCAUCAGCAAUGGACAGAUGCUUGUCUUAUCAAGAUGCAAUUUGUUAAAGUAUUCAACACUGGAAGAUCCCAUGAAGAAGGAUCUAACAUUGGAAUUCUCCCAUUGUCAAAGACUGUUGAAAUCUUGUUGCAUCCUAAACCCACUAUUCGUGCUUAAUAAUUGAUGAAUUUUUUACUUAAUUAAAAUAUUAUCUUCUUGUCA
This is a messenger RNA of Styela clava, 3177 nucleotides long. Its product is annotated as integrator complex subunit 4-like. The record is from RefSeq and is a predicted model, not a curated record. Gene Ontology annotation, biological process: snRNA processing. Gene Ontology annotation, cellular component: integrator complex. Lineage: Eukaryota; Metazoa; Chordata; Ascidiacea; Stolidobranchia; Styelidae.